AGAUGUGACAGAAAGCGGCUUCAGGCUCCUCCCACUGUGACACAACUGUACACUGAGCUGAGAGCCAGAAUACUCUUGUGGUGUCGGAGUACUUCUUCAGCGGCUGAGAUAAGAGCCCACCGUAGCGUUGAAGACCCCAGCAACAGAGCGCCCCUGCUCAAGGGUAGCCUUGAAGUGGGGCCGUGGAUGAAACCCACAGAGGCACAUCCCUGAUCGUGAUAUCCGUGAGAAGAGAAUUCACUGUUGCUGGAAGGGGUAGUGAAGAGAUCUCAGGUCCAGUGGAUGAUGCUUACAUUCAUGGCUUCGGACAGCGAGGAAGAGGUGUGUGAUGAGCGGACGUCCUUGAUGUCAGCCGAGAGCCCCACAUCUCGCUCCUGCCAGGAGGGCAGGCCAGGCCCGGAGGAUGGAGAGAACACUGCCCAGUGGGGGAGCCAGGAAAAUGAGGAAGACUGUGAGGAGGACCCGGACCGCUACGGGGUUCCCGGGCGACCGUCGGGCCUGGAGGAGGAGCUGACCCUCAAGUAUGGGGCGAAGCACGUGAUCAUGCUGUUCGUACCUGUCACGCUGUGUAUGAUCGUGGUGGUGGCCACCAUCAAGUCUGUGCGUUUCUACACGGAGAAGAAUGGGCAGCUCAUCUACACGCCCUUCACUGAGGACACGCCGUCGGUGGGCCAGCGGCUCCUCAACUCCGUGCUGAACACCCUCAUUAUGAUCAGCGUCAUCGUGGUCAUGACCAUCUUUCUCGUGGUACUCUACAAGUAUCGAUGCUACAAGUUCAUCCACGGCUGGCUGAUCAUGUCCUCUCUGAUGCUCCUCUUCCUGUUCACCUACAUCUACCUCGGGGAAGUGUUCAAGACCUACAACGUGGCCAUGGACUACCCGACACUCUUCCUGGCUGUCUGGAACUUCGGGGCGGUGGGCAUGGUGUGCAUCCACUGGAAGGGGCCUCUGGUGCUGCAGCAGGCUUACCUCAUUGUGAUCAGCGCACUCAUGGCCCUGGUGUUCAUCAAGUACCUGCCGGAGUGGUCAGCCUGGGUCAUCCUGGGUGCCAUCUCUGUGUACGAUCUCGUGGCUGUGCUGUGCCCCAAAGGGCCUCUGAGGAUGCUGGUGGAAACUGCCCAGGAGAGAAAUGAGCCCAUAUUUCCUGCCCUCAUAUACUCAUCUGCCAUGGUGUGGACGGUGGGCAUGGCGAAGCUGGACCCCUCCUCUCAAGGCGUGCUGCAGCUCCCCUAUGACCCAGAGAUGGAAGACUCCUAUGACAGUUUUGGGGAGCCCACAUACCCUGAAGCCUGCGAAGCCCCCCUGUCUGGCUACCCAGGGGAAGAGCUGGAAGAGGAGGAGGAAAGGGGCGUGAAGCUUGGCCUAGGAGACUUCAUCUUCUACAGCGUCCUGGUGGGCAAGGCUGCAGCCACCGGCAACGGGGACUGGAACACAACGCUGGCCUGUUUUAUCGCCAUCCUCAUUGGCUUGUCUCUCACCCUGCUGCUGCUCGCCAUCUUCAAGAAGGCGCUGCCCGCCCUCCCCAUCUCCAUCACCUUUGGCCUCAUCUUCUACUUCUCCACAGACAACCUGGUGCGACCUUUCAUGGACACGCUGGCCUCCCACCAGCUCUACAUCUGAAAGGGGACGGGCCUGGGCUCCGAGAGCUGUAGGAGGCGUCACUGGAUGCACACUCUAGUGCCAUAUAUUUUUUAAAGAACUUUUCUUUCCUUACAAAAGAAAAAAAAAAGAAUAAAAAUGUGUCGUGUUUACUUUGCGAUGAGGAAGCAGCCGCCAUGCUCCGGUGCUAGCCGUCUCGUCACCAGGCUGCGGCUUGCCUGUCAGAGCAUCUGUGGCCUGCCGGUGGGCUGCUCAGGGAGCAAGCUUGUCUUCAGGGAUGAGGUCAUGUGUGUGGAUCAGGUUGGGGGGACGCAGGCCCCAUCCAGGUCUGUCAUCCUCCAGCGAUGAGCAGAAGGAACGUGCCUCGGUGGGGACCAGGAGGUGCGGUCAGGAAGGAUGCUAAACACCACCACCCUGACCAGAGGAGGGAAGCCAGUUUGUAGUCGAGUGCCCCCAGUGCUGUGUUUGUGAUGUCUGUUACUUUAGUACUUUAGAGCUGAGUCCUGUUCUGUUCUCCACAGUGACUGCUGGGAAGUGGCUUAAUAACAAGACCAAUAAAUAGAUCCUCCUGCUGGAA
Molecule: messenger RNA, 2176 nt
Organism: Apodemus sylvaticus (European woodmouse)
Lineage: Eukaryota; Metazoa; Chordata; Mammalia; Rodentia; Muridae
Gene: Psen2
Product: presenilin 2
Exons: 11
Coding region: 283-1620 (445 amino acids)
Biological process (GO): amyloid precursor protein catabolic process; negative regulation of apoptotic process; membrane protein ectodomain proteolysis
Cellular component (GO): neuronal cell body; ciliary rootlet; perinuclear region of cytoplasm
Molecular function (GO): aspartic endopeptidase activity, intramembrane cleaving
Source: RefSeq, a predicted model, not a curated record